Molecule: messenger RNA, 1887 nt
Organism: Sceloporus undulatus (fence lizard)
Lineage: Eukaryota; Metazoa; Chordata; Lepidosauria; Squamata; Phrynosomatidae
Gene: MAP6
Product: microtubule associated protein 6
Biological process (GO): microtubule cytoskeleton organization; regulation of microtubule cytoskeleton organization; positive regulation of axonogenesis
Cellular component (GO): dendrite; microtubule; axon
Molecular function (GO): microtubule binding; calmodulin binding
Source: RefSeq, a predicted model, not a curated record
GAUUUUCUUGGGCCUCCAUCCCUCCGAAGGACUUGAAGGAACAAGAUAAUAAUUGAUUUAGUUGUGUGGGUUUUUGCUUUGGGUUGGCACCUCAAUCUUUAAUUUGGAUUUAGACCUCAGGUGGCCCAGGAACGUGGGUCGGAUUGGGGGGCUUCUUCCUCCAGGGUGCUCUUUUUCCUGGAGUGGAGGUUUUGGGGCCCCGCCUGUAAUGUAAGCAUUGCCAAAAGGGAGGAGAAAGAGUUGGUUGCUGGAGAAGAGACAGUCGGUGGUGGCUUCAUUGUCUGCCUGGCAGAGGGAGGGAGGGAAGGCAGGGCAGUGGGUGCAGCUACUCCGAAGUGGAGGGAAAGGAAGGGCCAGGCCAGGCUGACAAAAUGGCCUGGCCAUGUAUCAGCCGGGCAUGCUGCAUUGCCCGCUUCUGGAACCAGCUGGACAAAGCCGACAUUGCCGUGCCUUUGGUCUUCACCAAAUACUCCGAAGCCACCGAAAUCCCUGGCACUCAGGUGGUCUUCCAGCAGCAGCCCUCUCAGCCAUUGCCCCUGCCACGCCCGUCUUCGGCCAUUGAGACCCAGCCCACUGCCACUGCUGUGGCAUCCCAUGGUGGUGAUUCAGAGGCAGUUGCCAGAGCAGCCUCUGGGGCUGUGGACCAUGUUCUGGCUGCUGGGUUGCCCUCUUCCUCAUCAGUGGUGCUCCACAAAACAGGGUCAAAGGAGCCCAUGACCCUUGAUUCGGUGAUGCGCCAGGACUACAAGGCAUGGAAAGUGCAGAAGCCCGAACCCAGUUGCAAGCCGAAAAGUGAAUACCAACCGUCAGACACCCCUUUUGAGAAUGAGAGCCAGUACCAGAAGGAUUUCCGGCCCUGGCCCAUCGCCAAGAGAGGGGACCAUCCUUGGAUCCCGAAGCAGUUGCCCAUUCCUCCUGUUGAUCUGGAAAAGGUCUCCAAGGAAAGAUCUGGAAGCCAAGAGAGGAGGAAGAAGGUUUCAGUGGGCCAGGAACAGGAGGAACAGGGCAAAAGUGGGGAGACCAAGGCAACAAGGCCUGAAGAAGCCAGAGUCAAGAAGGUCAAGAAGAGAGUCCAUCAUACUGAGGAAGGAGUUGCCCAGCAGAAGCAGCAGUCACAGCCGGGGUCCUCCGCACCACCAGAGGGUAGCAAAGGCAGAGCGGCGGUGGAUGCCCUCAACCGGCAGAUCAAGGAGGAGGUCACGGCACGGGUGAGCACGUCCUCCUACAGAAAUGAAUUCCGACCAUGGACGGACAUCAAGCCGGUGAAAUCCAUCAAAGCAAAGUCUCAGUACAAGCCUCCAGAUGAGAAGAUGAAUCACCGAACAAGCUACAAUACCCAAUUCACCGCGCAGGGUGCUAAGCCCUGGCCAACGGAUAACAAAUUCCUUGAACACAGGAGGAUACGCAGCCUCUACAGUGAGCCCUAUGUGGAACCUUCAAGGGUGGAGAAGCCGAGCCCACAGCCUUCUAAACCAAAAAAGACGACCACAAGCCAUAAACCACUGAAAAAGGCCAAAGAUAAGCAAAUGGCAUCCAGCCGGGCGUCAAAGAAAAAGGGCACCACUGAGAGUCCCAGCGGAGCCAACGCAGCCGAGGACAAGGAGAAGAGCAAAGAGUUGAACAAUAAACUGGCUGAGGCGAAAGAGAGCCCUGAUAAAACCACUGGUGCUACAGCCAAGGAACUACAUUCCUUAAGACGGGACCAACCUACAGAAGUUAAACCCCUUCCCUCCAUUCCAGAGGAAGCAGCUGGGACAAGCAUGUUACUUGCAUGAAACUUGUAAAGAUUUAUUUGAGUAAGAUAUAAAACACACAUAUAUAUAUACACAUAUAUAUAUUCACAUAUAAAAUCUCAAAAAAUUCAAUAAACUGGUGCUGGAUCCGUUA